Molecule: messenger RNA, 1380 nt
Organism: Stegodyphus dumicola
Lineage: Eukaryota; Metazoa; Arthropoda; Arachnida; Araneae; Eresidae
Source: RefSeq, a predicted model, not a curated record
AUGUGUUAUUUAUGCCUUAAAAGGGGUAACCAUUUGGCAAAAAAUUGCUUUUCGAAGAUAAAGUGUGAUUCAUGUGGGUGGAAACACAACAGUUUAAUCUGUGACAGAAAUAGUUUAGAUGAGAAAAAAUCAAAUAAGAAGGAUCUCAAUUUGACGAACAAAUCAUGUUUAGAGAAAGUUUUAUUACAAACUUUAGUUGUAAGAGUGCGUGGCAAUGGUCCAGAAAAAUACUGCCGCUGUUUAAUUGAUUCUGGGAGUCAACGAAGCUAUGUAUCUAAAUUCUUAGCUAAUGCUAUGCAGUACGAAUGUAUUAACGAAAGCAGUGUGAUUCAUAGUCUGUUCGGAGGAACUGAAGUGGUUGAAACUCAUAAACAGUUCGUUGUACGUUUAAGUAGUAUCAAAAACGAUUAUCAGUGUAACUUCAAAGCUUUUGAUCAAGCGAAUAUUUGUUCUGAUAUUCCACAAUUGAACAUCAAGCCUUAUUUAAAUGAGUUAAAAACCCAUAACAUAUUUUUGAAUGAUGUUGAAGGCGCAGACAUAGCGGGAAAAUUGCUUACAGGGAAAAUAAAGAAGUUAGAAUGUGGAUUAGUUUGCAUUGAAACUUAUUUAGGCUGGAGUAUCAUGGGGAAAAUUCCCGUAGAAAUGGAAAAUAAAUAUGAUUGUUCUUAUGCAUUUUCUAUAGAUGAAGAAGGAAGGUUUCAAGUUUGUUUACCUUGGAUUGAAAAUCGUUCCCUACUUCCAAACUAUCGAGAAAUAGCAGAAAAGAGAUUAAAGAGUACAGUGAAGAAUUUAAGGGAUGGGGGAUUUUUAGAAGAUUACAACGCAAUUUUUAAAUCUUGGGAAGAUGAUAAAAUAAUAGAGAUUGUUCCUGAGGAAGAAGUUAAUAACCCCUCUCAUUAUUUACCCCAUCGUGCUGUUAUUCGAAUGAAUUCCACCACGACAAAAAUAAGACCGGUUUUCGAUGGAUCCGUAAGAACUAAAGGAUCACCCUCCGUAAAUGACUGUUUGGAAAAGGGUCCAAAUUUGAUUGAUACUGUUCCAGCUAUAAUAAAUAGAUUUCGACUGGGAAAAAUUGGCGUUAGCGCUGAUAUUAAGAAGGCUUUUCUGCAGAUAGCACUUAAUCCUAAAGACAGAGAUUAUUUAAGAUUUUUAUGGUGGGAACAGGGAAAUUCUGAGCGUUUGAAAAUAUACAGGCAUAGAAGAGUGGUCUUUGGAAUAACCAGCAGUCCAUUUCUCUUAAAUGCAACACUAACGAAAUUAAUGAAUGAAGUACCAGAAAAUUAUCGUGCGAGUGCUAAUAAAUUAGUAGAAUCCUGGUACGUUGAUAAUUUAGUUACAAGUGUGAAUGAUGAAUCAGAAUUAAAGAAGUUAAAAAAAUGA